GCCGGUCCUUUCCAAAUGUUCAUCAUCCAUUUGUAUCCGUAAAAGUAAAACAAUCACCCUUUUCUUCUGAUAUCUUGAUCAAAAUGAACAGCACCACUAAGGAUCAACCCAAGCAGCCUCUUUACCCCUCUAUCUCCUCUCCCACAGUACAAGAUGAAAACCCUUUUUACCAAGCAAUGCCGCCGCCGCCGGCGUCCUCAUCAUCAUUGCAUCAAGAAGCAGAGCAUCAUCAAUCCUCUGGAACAUCAUCGUCCUCCACUCAGCAGCCACCCAGCGAUGAGAAAUAUUGGGGGACUCAUGUAAUGGGGAUACCUGCUGUUCCUACAUGCCAUCCGGAUAACAAGAAAGCCGCUUUGUUUGGUGGUAGCGGUGGUGAUGGUGAUGAUGAUCAAGCUCAGUACAGCCAUCAUCCCUACCUCCAAUACAGCCCAGUUGAUAAACCCAGUAGCAGCCCUGUGGAAUCCAUUCUCAAUACGUUUAAUACCUGGAGCAAGAAGACUGAGACCAUGGCUCAUAAUAUCUGGCACAACCUCAGGACUAACUCAUCAGUCUCGGAAGCUGCAUGGGGAAAGAUGAACCUCACAGCAAAAGCAAUUACAGGAGGAGGAUUCGAGUCUCUAUACAAGCAGACAUUUACAACCUAUCCAAAUGAGAAGCUGAAGAAGAGAUUUGCAUGCUAUUUAUCUACAUCAACAGGACCAGUUUCAGGAACCCUUUAUCUUUCUGAUAUUCAUGCAGCAUUUUGCAGCGAUCGUCCCUUAUCUUUCACAGCACCAUCUGGCCAGUUAACUUGGAGCUACUACAAGAUUAUGAUACCAUUGAGCAAGAUCGGUGCGAUCAAUCCUGUCGUCAUGAGGGAUAAUGCAUCAGAGAAAUAUAUUCAGAUUGUUACAGUAGAUGGACAUGAUUUCUGGUUCAUGGGUUUUGUUAAUUAUGAGAAAGCUUCUCUCCAUCUAACUGAAAGUCUCUCAAAUUUUGUAUCUCCAGGAAUAGCAGUUCACCCAGUCGUUACAUAGCUUGAAUGAUAUGCAGAUUUUUAUGAUUUCUGGCAUGGGGGAUUAGUUAAUUUGCAUAUUUGUUUCCAAUCUUUUUCUGUUAAUGUAGUAGCAUAUAUCUUUGUACUUUGCACGCAUGAGUUUAUGUUAAUAAAGUGCUCUAUUUCUAGUUUUCCUUUGGGGAAAAAUAUUAA
Molecule: messenger RNA, 1189 nt
Organism: Ricinus communis (castor bean)
Lineage: Eukaryota; Viridiplantae; Streptophyta; Magnoliopsida; Malpighiales; Euphorbiaceae
Product: GEM-like protein 5
Exons: 2
Coding region: 84-1016 (310 amino acids)
Source: RefSeq, a predicted model, not a curated record